UUUGCAGGAGACCCUUCAGCCCAGUUACCAUCCUCCCUUUUGGGAGACUAUCAACAAUACCAAUAGGACUUCUUUCCCAGGAUUACUUUAAGAGAAUGAGCGGUAGUUCAAGAAGGAAAUUGAGAAGGUAUUCAGUAGCUAUAUUUCUUAAGAUGAUAUCUCCCAGGGGUCAGUCUUCCCAGGCACUGGGCUCGGUGCCUCGCAGCUGAGACUGGCCACAAUGGAGAGCUGGGACAGGGCCAAAACUCCCUUCCAGGAAAGUAAUUUAAGAGGCCAAAUUGGAAGAACCCUGAGGGCAAGCAACACAUCUCUUAUCUCUGUUUGUCCAGCGUUUACCUCAGUGCAUGCUGAUGCCAAGAUGGAAAAUCGUCUCAUGGAGCACAUCAUAAGACCAGGUGAUCUAAUGUUAAGGCCACGUUUUGUGUCAUCUUGGGCAUAUCUGUCAAUGUUGGAUUUUUCCAUGAAAUACCUGAGAGUUAAUCUGUUUAGAGAAGAGAGUGAGGUUGUCGCAGCAUCACCAGCACUCAGAUCGGGGAGCCAGGAAGGACUGGAUGAAAUAGUCAAACGAGGAUCACAAAGAACAGAAAGGAAGGUUAUGAGGGCUUGUGUUUGCAAUGCCCACCAGCUCUACACUGACCACUGCGGGGGUGAGAGGAGUAGGAGAAGUGAGGAUGAGCCUGGAGCUUUUCCUUUGCUCUCCCUCCAAACAACUUUUUUGGACUUGCGGCAUAAAAAACGUUGUGUAAUAAUGGAGACAAAUGAGUGCCAACAGGUGGUUUCGAAAUCUAAUGCCUUGCGGAAUCCUCAUUAGGACCAAUGGGAAGCCUAAGGCUGAUGAGAAAUCACUGAGGCCUUCCAAAAUACAUGAUGGCAGACAUUCCCAAGAUGGAGGAGCAUCCAUUUGAAGGCUUGGUCAUGACAGUGUCACAUGACUCAAGGCAACAGAGACCAUAUAUCACCUAUAGGAUCUCAGCACUUGUAUUUCAAGAACUACCUACGUACAAGAUCUAAGACCAGCAGAGCAACCUGACUUUAGCUCAUUCAAAAGCUAUUUCAUUCAAGGUAUGUUUUAAAAA
This is a messenger RNA of Mirounga angustirostris (Northern elephant seal), 1076 nucleotides long. RefSeq lists its product as uncharacterized. The coding region runs from base 221 to 811 and encodes 196 amino acids. The transcript is spliced from 7 exons. The record is from RefSeq and is a predicted model, not a curated record. NCBI's taxonomy places the organism in Eukaryota, Metazoa, Chordata, Mammalia, Carnivora, Phocidae.